Molecule: messenger RNA, 459 nt
Organism: Topomyia yanbarensis
Lineage: Eukaryota; Metazoa; Arthropoda; Insecta; Diptera; Culicidae
Exons: 1
Coding region: 1-459 (152 amino acids)
Source: RefSeq, a predicted model, not a curated record
AUGUUCCUAGUGAUCGGCGAAUCACUACAGGAAAUAGAAGUACUCGCAACGGAGGCGAUAGAUGUUGUGGAAGACUGGAUGCGCGAGAAGAAGUUGACGUUACCUCACAACAAAACCGAGAUAGUUUUGAUAAGCAACCGAAAGGCAAGAAUUCCGGCCGGAGAGUGUUUCAUCAACUCAAAGUGGGAAGUUAGACAACUGGGAGUGAUGAUAGACGACUGGCUAAGCUUCAGUAGCCACAUCGACUACGCAUGUGGGAGGGCCGUAAAAGUUAUCUCAGCACUACUUUGUAUCCUGCCCAACAAUGCGGCGAUCAGCAACAGUAAAAAGCGACUACUGGUGAGUGUCUUCACAUCGGUGCUCAGAUACGCAGGACUUGCUUGGGUGAUGGCAAUGCGGACGAAGAGAAACACAUUUCAGCUGAACAGUCUUAAGUUCGAUGUCCAUGCGGGUGUCUAG